Gymnodraco acuticeps is the source of this 1885-nucleotide messenger RNA. RefSeq names its product P2Y purinoceptor 1-like. The transcript has 2 exons. Gene Ontology annotation, molecular function: G protein-coupled receptor activity. The record is from RefSeq and is a predicted model, not a curated record. The coding region runs from base 246 to 1286 and encodes 346 amino acids. Gene Ontology annotation, biological process: G protein-coupled receptor signaling pathway. Lineage: Eukaryota; Metazoa; Chordata; Actinopteri; Perciformes; Bathydraconidae. Gene Ontology annotation, cellular component: plasma membrane.
AACAGAAUCCCUGAAAUCAGUCAAACACCUGCACUGGUGCACACAGAUAGACAAUAAUUGAACGUCUAGGAUGUAUUAACAGUGUGGUUUUGUUUAAUCCUCUGUUUCCUGUAUUACACACACACCCACAUGCACCAGUCUCACAGGUAAGGCAGUGCCCCAACACAUCCUGACAGAUGAGAAGCACAGAGCAGGUGGAGGAGGAGUGAAGGCGAGCGGAGAUGUGAUCAGCGUCUCCAUUCAUCAUGACACAGAUCUACAACAGCAACAAGUCUCACACAGCUGAAGGAGAGGUGCUUCUGGAGUUCCUGAACCGGUCGACAGUAUUCUGCAGCCAGUUUGAGAAUGGUCGGUGGUACUGCUACAUCCUCCUGGUUCUCUUUACCUUUGCUCUUCCUGUCGGGAUCCUGGGAAACAUCGCAGCUAUAAUCAACUACUCCUGCUUCAGGAAAACAUCAAGCACCAGCAAUAUUUUCCUGUUGAACCUGGCCCUGUGCGACUCCACCUGGAUCCUCACCCUCCCCUUCACCCUCUACUUUAUAUUCCAGAGGCCCCACCUCAAAGGCAUACAAAUAUUCUGCCAGUUCAAAAAGAUCUCCUUCAACAUCAACAUAUACGGGAGCAUCCUCUUUCUCACGCUCAUCAGCUUCGAUCGCUACGUCGGGACGGUGCAUCCAAUCAGCUCUCUCCGUUGGUGGGAUGUGGGUAAAGCCAAACUGUGCUCAAUUUGCACCUGGGUCACAUUGGUACUUUCUUCCAUUCCCGACUUAUUUGUAACUUUUGCUAUUCAGAGAGAGGAAAACAUCAGUGUGUGCAUGGACCACAUCCAGGGCCCUUUUAUCUAUGUCAAGACAAUCACCAUUAUCAGAACAAUCAUAGGCUUCCUGCUUCCAUUCAGCGUCAUGUUGGCCUGUUACAUAAAGACAGUUCGUGUUUUGAGGGGUCUCCCGAGAGGUAGAACGCACAGAGGAGCCCAGCGUGCCGGAGGGAAGCCCCUUCGGCUCAUCACUGCCGCCAUACUAGUCUUUGCUGUUUCUUUCAUGCCUUACCACGUUAUGAUCGUCACCCUGGUGUUCAUGAGGAUCAAUAACCAGGUCACACCGUCUAAUACCAACGUCCUGUACGCCUCCUAUGUGUUCUUUGAGGCCAUAUGCAGUGUGAGCAGCUGCCUGGACCCGGUGCUGUACAUUGUGGCAAGUGAGCAGUUCCAGAGGAAGCUGCUGGCCUUAAAAAGAGACAGGAAGCUGUGCUGCAGAGCCAACAGGAGGGUCGGGGUGAUUGGGUGAAUCUAAAGCUUGAAUGUUUUACUAGUUACCUUGUUUGUGUCCUUGUUACACCUGUGCCACUGGAAGAUAUUAAUGGGAAUAUUAUGAUGACCUGUGUAUGCUGGUAAAUUGCACUGUUAUGGAACUAUAAUAAGUAGACUAAGAGUAAAUCAGCAUUUCAUUCUCAUUUAUGCUUUACAAUUGUACAUACAGUAGUCUGAACACAUGUUGCAACUAACACCAUUUUACACACAGUUAUUCUGUUUAAUAGUUGCUUGACUAACAGUAUUGUCAACAUAUUUAAGAAAACUGUAACAAAUAACCAUUAUAAUUCUGGCUAAAGUGGAUAUUUUCAUUUUGUUUUUUUCAUCACCAAAAUAAUUUAAACGUUGAAAUAUCAAACAGCAAUUAUCAAGAUCUCAUAUUCGCUCUCAUCGCUGAAUGUUGGUUUAAUUGGUGACAAAAAAUAAUUAGCACAUUGUCCAAAUAUGAAUUAACAGUAGAUUAAAUUCAAAUGUAUGUUCAAUUAUUUUUGCAAAAUGCACUGAUUUGAUCACAUACUGUAUACAGACAUGUAAAAAAUGAAAGGAACAUCUGAAUAAAUGGGUGUAGAACUGUAA